GGUAUAGUAUGGUUAUUUUACACCUAUGCUCUUAACGGCGGAGUUUGACUGACAUCUGGACUAAAAAUUUGGGGGAAAACGAUUUUCGCCUAUAGAACAGAAAAGGGAGAAAAACUCACCCAGACCCAUCUUUUCACUCAAAAGAGCUAAGUCAGUAAAAAUGUCUGCUCUUCGACAUGCAGCUUUCAGGGGCUGCAGGUUUUUGCUUGAGGCAGCAAAAGCCACAACCCGAUCUCCCAAAGCAGCAUCUUCUUCUGCUUCCAAGAAUAAGGCUGCUGCUACAACCUCGAAAUCGUCGACAUCAGCAGGGAAGCAGGGUCGUUCUCCUUCGGCUCGACCCACUGGUCUUCUUAAGGUAACCCCUGUUUCGCCGACACUUCAUAGCUUUCUUGGAGUUUCUGAGACUUCUCGCGGCGAUGCUGUCAAGAAAAUCUGGGAUUACAUCAAACUCCACAAUCUUCAGGACCCCAUGAAUAAGAGGGAAAUCAAUUGCGAUCACAAGCUCAAAACAAUAUUUGGAGGGAAGGACAAAGUGGGGUUUCUAGAGAUUUCCAAGUUGCUGUCUGCUCAUUUCGUGAAGCCUAACUGAAGUAGUCGUCAAAUCAUCCAUGCUCGACUCUUGAUAUUGUACAUAAACUACUUUGCCUUCUUGACAUUAAACUCUGAUUUGCAAUUUGUGUGCUUAGUUUUCUAGAUGGACAUCUUGUAAAAAGUAAAGUAGGAAGAAGCAGAAAGACUAUUGGCUCUUUAACAAUGUAUGUUCAUUUCUUACUUCAGUGAAAUGUAAUGAAUGCUUUUCCUGUA
Nicotiana tabacum (common tobacco) is the source of this 804-nucleotide messenger RNA. RefSeq names its product upstream activation factor subunit UAF30. The record is from RefSeq and is a predicted model, not a curated record. Lineage: Eukaryota; Viridiplantae; Streptophyta; Magnoliopsida; Solanales; Solanaceae.